Messenger RNA from Pocillopora verrucosa, 2437 nucleotides. RefSeq names its product protein arginine N-methyltransferase 5-like. Gene Ontology annotation, biological process: regulation of DNA-templated transcription; peptidyl-arginine N-methylation. The record is from RefSeq and is a predicted model, not a curated record. Gene Ontology annotation, cellular component: nucleus; cytosol. Lineage: Eukaryota; Metazoa; Cnidaria; Anthozoa; Scleractinia; Pocilloporidae.
GAAAGCUUUCAAAAUGGCGGAUCAACGAGUGUCAUGUGGUCGAGAUUUCUUCUGUGUUCCGGAUCUUGCUGGAGCGUUGAAGAAUGCUACGAACGGAGGGUUUGAUUUCAUCUGUGUUCCCAUCUGUCAUCCAAGAUACCGGAGAGAAUUUCUGGAGCCUGUACCGGAUCGGACUGGUGCGUUUACACGAUCGGAUCUGGUAUUGCCGAGUCAAGAUUGGAACAGUCUAAUUGUUGGUAAAAUCUCACCUUGGCUAAACUUGGACUCACUGAAUGAGACUGUAAGGAAAAACUCAGAGAAAGCUCUACAUCAGGAGUUGUGUUAUUGUGUUCACUUGAGUCUUCCAGCUGUUCUUGUUCAAUUGAAAAGCUACAACUGUGUUAACCUCGCCCAGCACAUCAACACAAGUAUAACUGACACACAUGUCCAACAGGUCUGGGUUCAUGUUCCUAUGAAAAGUCCUGAGGAUGAUUGUGAUAAAAAUUUGUUUGCUGAGGAGGAAGAAGUUUCAGGAAAUGAGUUGGAGAAAGAUCCUUGGGAAUGGUGGAAUUUGUUUAGAACCAUUUGUGGGAACAGCAAAAGAGUUGGCCUGGCAUUGGAGAUCUCUGCUGAAUUGCCUUCAGAGGAGGAAUUAGAAAGAUGGUGUGGGGAACCAGUCAAAGCAGCAAUCUUACCCACAAGUUUGUUUCUUACAAAUAAGAAGGGUUACCCUGUGUUGCCUAGAGCCCACCAAGCAUUUGUUAGGAGAUUGUUUAGGCUAAAUACUCAACUGAUUUUGACUGGUGUAAACAAGCAUAAGGACAAGGGAUUAGGAUUUUAUUACCAGUACCUUGCCCACCUUUAUCAGACACAGCCAGAGUUGGACAACUUGAGUCAGUUUGCCAAGGGGUAUGAGGACUACCUUCAAUGUCCCCUACAGCCGUUGAUGGACAAUCUUGAGUCUCAAACCUAUGAAAUAUUUGAAAGAGAUCCCAUUAAAUACAGACAGUACCAAAAGGCGGUGCACCAGGCGUUACUGGAUAGAGUUCCAGAAGACAAGAAAGAUUCUGAUGUAACAGUGAUAAUGGUGGUGGGUGCAGGGCGUGGUCCCUUAGUGAGAGCGUCACUGACAGCAGCUGAGGAAUCAGGACGGAAAGUCAGAAUAUAUGCAGUGGAGAAGAACCCAAACGCUGUUGUCACAUUGGAGACAUUGAAAGAAGAGGAAUGGAAUGGUGACGUCACUGUAGUCUCAUCGGACAUGCGCGAAUGGGAUUCUCCCGAACAGGCCGAUAUACUUGUGAGCGAGUUGCUGGGAUCUUUUGGUGACAAUGAGCUUUCUCCAGAGUGUUUAGAUGGAGCACAGAGGUUCCUGAAAGAUGAUGGGAUCAGUAUUCCCUGUGAAUACACGUCUUUUCUUGCGCCAAUAUCUGCUCCCAAAUUACAUUACGAUGUGUCACAGGGAAACGACACAACCAAGGGACCCCUGGCCCCGUUUGAGACUCCGUACGUUGUAAGACUUCAUAAUAUCACCGCUAUGUCACCACCGCAGCAGUGCUUUGUUUUCGCACAUCCAAACAGAGCUAGCAGAAUCGACAAUUCUCGAGUGAAAUCACUCGAAUUUGAUGUGAAGACGAGUUUUACAAUGCACGGCUUCGCUGGAUACUUUGAAACAGUACUCUAUGGGGACAUUAUGUUAAGUAUCAAACCAGACACUCAUUCGGAAGGCAUGUUCAGCUGGUUUCCAUUUUUCUUUCCCAUAAAGGAACCGCAGUAUGUUACUGCGGGCUCAACAGUAGCCUGCCACUUCUGGAGAAAAUGCACACCGAAAAAGGUCUGGUACGAGUGGUGUAUAUCACGUCCCGCCCCAGUUCCCCUUCAUAAUCCCGGAGGAAGAUCUUACGUCAUUGGACUCUAAACCGUUGAAAAUAGUUGUGUGUUUUCUGUUUGUACCUUUCCUGUCAAUAAAAGACCUGAGAGUCGAUAUUUCUUUUUUAAAUGAUGAGUGUUAGGGCCUACUAUGUAAUUUUUUUUAUUUUACGCAUUUGAAGUCGAUAACUGUCAAAUUGUUUCAGAAGAAUGGUAUGUACAAUUGAGCAGAGAAGGUAUUUAAGCAGUAUCAUCGAUAUUAAGUAGAACCCUUUGCAGCAAAACGUUUCUGUUUGAAUCGUUAUUGCUGCAAUAAAACCCGCUACCGUAUCAUAAACAGAACAUCUGAAGUAAUGAAAUGCUUGUUUCAGUUAUUGUCUUUUGGUUUACGCUUCUUUUGGCCACUAUUUUUUCUUUUCGUUUAAGAGAACGCUCUUAGUGACCGGAAUUGUUCGCAAGGCUUGCAAUUUUCCUUCUUAAGGUGGAAAGUAACUCAAUUUUAAUUUCGUGAGACCAGUAUCUCGUCGCCAUCACGAUAUUUCCAAUUUCUCUGAUAACCGAUGUUUGAUUAAAAGGAAAUGUUAUUUUUAAA